AUGGAGUUUGAUUCUGAUGCAAAUGAAGUCAUAUUUGUGGGUCUAGUCAUUGAGUUCGAUGAAGGUAUAUCGAUGAUUUUGGUUGGAGAUUUGGGCCAGUUACCUCUUGUGAAUGAUAGACCAGCAUAUGAUAGCAAUAGAAGGGCAAAGUUAUUAUGGGAAGAAUUCAAAACUAUGAUUACUUUAGAUAAAGUAUUCAGACAAGAUGGAGAAAACAUUCAACAACAGAGGUUUCAUCAACUUUUGACAAAUCUAAGAGAUGCAAACCCAAAAAUUGAUGACUGGAAGUUGCUGAUGAUGAGAACCCCUAUUACCUUAGAUGUUGCAAGGAACAAUUAUUUUGAUAAUGUUGUCCACUUUUUCUCUACAAAUGAAAAUGUUCAUAAUCACAAUAAGAGAAUGCUAUAUUCAUUGAACCAUCCCGUUGCACAUAGUCUUGCAAUAAGAGCAAGAAGUGUUAAUACAAUAGAGGAUUGUUCAAAUGAUGAACUUGAUCUAGAGUUGUUGAUCAAUAAGAAUUCAAGGGUGAUGCUGACUUCAAAUCUUUGGAUACAAGUAGGUCUUGUAAAUGGAGUUCUAGGGUAUAUUCAAAAAAUAGUUUACAAACCAGGAAGUGCUCCUCCUGAACCACUUACAUAUGUGUUGGUUGAAUUUGAUAGUUAUUCUGGAAUGCCAUUUGAAGAUCAUCAUCCAAAUAUAAUUCCAAUAACACCAAUACAAAGGGGUGGAACACUUCAAUUACCAUUAAGAUUGGCAUGGGCAUUGACAAUACAUAAGUCUCAAGGAUUGACUCUCUCAAAAGCUACAAUUGAUAUAGGAUCAAGAGAAAGAAUAGGAUUGACAUUUGUCAUAGUAUCUCAUGUGAAGUCUCUAGAAGGUCUUAGAAUAAUGCCACCAUUCACAUAUGAUCAUUAUGAAAAAAUGAAAAAUGGCAAACAACUUUCCAAGCGAAAAGCUGAAGAAAAUAGACUCAAAUUUUUAGAAGAUAAUUUGAUGUAA
Cryptomeria japonica (Japanese cedar) is the source of this 999-nucleotide messenger RNA. RefSeq lists its product as uncharacterized. Bases 1 to 999 code for a protein of 332 amino acids. The record is from RefSeq and is a predicted model, not a curated record. Lineage: Eukaryota; Viridiplantae; Streptophyta; Pinopsida; Cupressales; Cupressaceae. The transcript is spliced from 2 exons.